Labeo rohita (rohu) is the source of this 1221-nucleotide messenger RNA. RefSeq names its product Jun dimerization protein 2b (gene jdp2b). Gene Ontology annotation, cellular component: nucleus. Gene Ontology annotation, biological process: regulation of transcription by RNA polymerase II. Gene Ontology annotation, molecular function: RNA polymerase II cis-regulatory region sequence-specific DNA binding; DNA-binding transcription factor activity, RNA polymerase II-specific. NCBI's taxonomy places the organism in Eukaryota, Metazoa, Chordata, Actinopteri, Cypriniformes, Cyprinidae. The record is from RefSeq and is a predicted model, not a curated record. The transcript has 4 exons. Bases 169 to 657 code for a protein of 162 amino acids.
UGCCUCUCAUUCUCUCUUAUUUUUAUAACGUGUGAUGGCGUCACGUCGCGGAGAGUUCCGCAUUCCACAGCGCCCAGCGAUACAUAAACGCGCUGAUGCAACGGGAACAAACGCGCAAACGAGCUGAACGGACGAACAACCGCCAAGUCUCAGCACCUAACAACAGCAAUGAUGCCCGGUCAAAUCCCUGAUCCGUUAGUGACGGCCGGUUCUUUACCCAGCGUGGGUCCGCUGGCUGGCAUCCCCGCCACCACCCUGACAGACCAGCUCAAACUAGCAGAGCUCUACAGCUUCGGUGCAGUUCUGUCUCCUCUUAUCCUGAACAGACACGCCAAGAGACCGUUCGACGUCAUCAAGGGUGAGGAAGGUGACGAUGAAGAACGCAAGAAAAGAAGGCGAGAGAAAAAUAAAGUUGCAGCCGCUCGCUGUCGAAACAGAAAGAAGGAAAGAACCGACUUUCUCCAGAAGGAGUCUGAACGGUUAGAGAUGUUAAACUCGGAGCUGAAGUCUCAGAUCGAGGACCUGAAAUCGGAGCGGCAGCAGCUGAUCGUGAUGCUCAACCUGCACCGGCCCACCUGCAUCGUCCGCACAGACAGCGUGAAAAGCCCCGAGAGCGACGAGCACGUGCUGGACCAGCGAUCGGAGCAGUCCGACUGAACACCACACCACAAACACAGAGCCGGGAGGAGAACAGACGCUGCUGAGAUGCUUGUACAGGAACAAGAAGAAGAUGAAACAACAGGACGUGUACUGUCAGACUAAACAGUCUGGGAUUUCUUGUAAAAUAUCCAAGAAUCUUGUCAGUGUCAAUUUCAGCAUGAAGAUCAAAGGGAAGAGAUUUGUCUGGACAUCAAACAAACGUUCCUGAGAUCAUCCAAAAGGCUCACAGACUUUUGACACGCGCUUAAGAAACACACGCUUGUCUCUCAGUUGAUCUGAAUGAAGCGCGCAGUUCCGCCGGCGGCCUGCAGAUGGCGCUGUCUGAUAAACUGUUCACUGACGCUGGCGUCUCCAUGGACCAAUUGUUUACAGUUGUUUGCAUUGACAGUUAAUUGUAUAUUAUACUGUUUGUCGUAAGUACAUUUUUAUUGUGCCAUCCCAUGAUAUGGUAAAUUGUAUGUAUUUUAUCCUCAGGGUGUCUGUUGAUCGGACACUUUUGUUGCUCUGUUACGUGAAAAAACGCCUACAUUACAUUAAAAAAAGCCUAUUUUUCAAAUAUAA